Molecule: messenger RNA, 602 nt
Organism: Coccinella septempunctata (seven-spotted ladybird)
Lineage: Eukaryota; Metazoa; Arthropoda; Insecta; Coleoptera; Coccinellidae
Gene: Urm1
Product: ubiquitin-related modifier 1 homolog
Exons: 2
Coding region: 171-473 (100 amino acids)
Biological process (GO): tRNA thio-modification; protein urmylation
Cellular component (GO): cytoplasm; nucleus
Molecular function (GO): protein tag activity
Source: RefSeq, a predicted model, not a curated record
AACGCAAAGAGCAGAGUACAGAACAGAAGGAGUCAAUCAUUUUUUGUGGUUUCAUGUGAAAAUUUCAGGUUAGGUUAGAAUGUUCUCUUUCUAACCUACAAAUAUGCAAAUCAUAAGCAGUAGAUAAAUUAACAAAAAUCCUAUUGAAUAAUAUUAAUUAUUUGGGUGUAAUGGCAUUACUUCCUGUAAAAUUGCAGUUUUCUGGAGGAGCAGAGCUAUUAUUCAAUAAUAAAAAAACACAUGAAAUCAGCAUAACUACUGGAGAUGGCGAAUUGAAUAUAGGAGACUUACUAAAAUGGAUGGAAAAAAAUAUAUUGACUGAAAGACCUGAACUGUUUAUACAAAAUGACACAGUUAGACCUGGAAUUCUAAUAUUAGUAAAUGACGUUGACUGGGAACUUGAAGAUACUGUAAAUUAUAAAAUUCAACCUAACGACACGAUAACUUUUAUAUCAACACUGCAUGGUGGAUAAUACUUUUUUCUUUACACAAAAACUAAUGGUUAUAUGUAUAUAAUAUACUCAACUCUUCUAUAAAAUAAUUAGAGUUCAUAUUACAUUAAUUUAUUUAAUGAAUAAAUAUAACUCAAAAAACUAAUGAAA